AUGUCUGACGAAGGCCGUGCUCUCGAGGACCUCAUCUCCCUGCCCACCAUCCCUAGGGAGGCUGGACGCAAGAUCGCCCAGCUGGAGCAGGAGUUUGUGCGCGCCGAGAUUGAGCAGUUGCGCAAGCAAAUCCCCGCCCUGCGCCCCCUCUACGCCAAACGCAAUGAACUGGCAGCCUCCAAGGAGCUCCAAGAAGCCGACUUUUGGCCACGCGUGUUCGCCAACGCGCCGCAAGAAGUCGACGAGUACAUUCUGGCCACAGACGCCGCCGUCAUCGGGCAGUGUCUCCGAAACCUGACGGUCGAGCGGUUCGAGGUCGACGACCAGGGCAACGGCGGAGACCCGCGUAGUGUUCGCUUUGUGUUUGAGUUUGCUUCGGGUGAUGAGAACCCUUAUUUUUCAAACACAAAACUCGUCAAGGAGUUUUAUUAUCGCAAGAGUGUGACCAAGACGGAAAAAGGGAAGCGUCGUGUCUGGGAUGGCUAUGUCUCGGCCCCCGUGCGUAUUAAUUGGAAAAAGGACCAGGAUUUGACAAAGGGGUUGCUUGAUGCUACGUGCGAUUUGUAUGAGGCGGAGCAAAAGGAUACCAAAGUGAACCGUGUCAAGUUGCCAGAGUAUGAGAAGCUGGUGAAGAAGCUUGAGCAGGUUGAGGCCGAGGCCUUUGCCGGUGAUGAGGACGACGAGGCGGAUGAUGACAGCGGUUUGGCGGCGAGCAGCCCCGCUGGUGUCAGUUUCUUUGCCUGGUUCGGAUUCCGCGGCGGAAACGCGACUGCUGAGCAGUCGGUUGCCGCAGAGAAGGAGGAGUUGGAGCGGUGGCAGAAGAUUGAAAAGGGGGAGAAGGUUGAGGAUGAUGAUGAUGAUGACGAAGAGGAUGAGGAUGAGGAUGAUGACUACGAUGAAGAAGAAGAUAGCCUCGAGGCUGCCGAGGUCUUCCCCGAUGGAGAAGAGGUCGCCAUCGCCUUGGCCGAGGAGCUCUGGCCCAACGCUCUCAAGCUUUAUGUUCAAUCGUAUGAAGACAUUGACGACUUUGACGACGAGAUGGACAUUGAGUCGAUCGACGAGGACGAGGAGGAGGCUGACCUGCCUCCCUCCAAGAAGGUCAAGACCUGA
Talaromyces rugulosus is the source of this 1110-nucleotide messenger RNA. RefSeq lists its product as uncharacterized. The coding region runs from base 1 to 1110 and encodes 369 amino acids. The record is from RefSeq and is a predicted model, not a curated record. Gene Ontology annotation, biological process: nucleosome assembly. NCBI's taxonomy places the organism in Eukaryota, Fungi, Ascomycota, Eurotiomycetes, Eurotiales, Trichocomaceae. Gene Ontology annotation, molecular function: histone binding; chromatin binding. The transcript is spliced from 3 exons. Gene Ontology annotation, cellular component: chromatin; nucleus.